AGAGAUCAUAAUCUUGGAACCCUAGUUCUGAGCUUUACGCACGAACUCGUUUAAGCUUCUUGCAGCCGUCGGUACGGAAGAACAAAGAGGAGAGUAAGAAGCUAAUCAAUUAUGGGAAAGGUUCAUGGUUCUUUGGCUCGUGCCGGUAAGGUUAGAGGACAAACACCAAAGGUUGCUAAGCAAGAUAAGAAGAAGAAGCCCAGAGGUCGUGCUCACAAGCGUAUGCAGCACAACCGCCGUUUCGUCACCGCCGUUGUUGGUUUCGGAAAGAAGAGAGGACCUAACUCAUCGGAGAAAUAGAUGUCACUAAAUUUGUAUCUUUGGUAGAGAAGGGAAAAGCUAUUUUGCGACUUUGGGAAUCUUUCUUCUUUGUUUUAAGUUUCUUUUGGCACUGAACGAUUAUGUUUUUUGAUUAUAUGCUAUAAAAUACUGUUUUUUCUA
Molecule: messenger RNA, 441 nt
Organism: Capsella rubella
Lineage: Eukaryota; Viridiplantae; Streptophyta; Magnoliopsida; Brassicales; Brassicaceae
Product: 40S ribosomal protein S30
Exons: 3
Coding region: 112-300 (62 amino acids)
Biological process (GO): translation
Cellular component (GO): cytosolic small ribosomal subunit; ribosome
Molecular function (GO): structural constituent of ribosome
Source: RefSeq, a predicted model, not a curated record